Messenger RNA from [Torrubiella] hemipterigena, 6011 nucleotides. NCBI's taxonomy places the organism in Eukaryota, Fungi, Ascomycota, Sordariomycetes, Hypocreales, Clavicipitaceae. The record is from the annotation of a GenBank genome assembly.
GUUUGGCGCUGAACGCUGCUGCAGGUGUCACUGCCAAAGCGCCGCCUCGUACUGGUUCCCAUAUUUUUUUUCUUUCUUUUCGAAACGCACACCACACGACCUCUCGUUUCUUCCUUUUGUCCUUUUCCCUUCUUCUUCUUUGCAUCAUCAUCAGCUUCAUCUUUUUUCCUUCACCUUUUUAGUUUCCCCCCUACAAGGCAGCUUUGCUAGCUCACCGUCCCUACAUGCGCCCGGUGCUGCUACUUCUGCCCCUUUAUCUCGCUACAAUCGUUUAUUGUUUCCAUUGUUCUCUCGCUCAGCAACAUCUUUACGGCUCCCGACACCCCUUAUUGCCUUGUCGACGUCUCAGAUCCCCUCGCUUAUCCUCGACCGAAUCUAUAACGGUACUCCGAAUACUCUGAGCCUUGCCUCGUUGCACCAUCGCCGUUGAAUCGUCGACCGUUGCGCUUUAGCUUCAGAAAGAAAACGGGCCAUCCGAAAGUCGUCUUGGCACGCUGUCGAUCGCCAGCCCGCCACGAGGAUUCUGCUUCGUUUUUCACUGCGCAUCUGCAAUCCUCUACACAGGCUAUCCCUUAGUCUUCACCUUUGGUUAACAUAGGCGUGGUCGCCUCUUAUCGCCCACCAUGGAGACCACCCAUCACAUGUGGUCGAGAGACAACCCCCCUACUGAUGGCGGCUCUCUGCUGCUUAACCUUCUCAAGAACCCUUUCGAGUCACAGCUCAACACCGGUGCCUUCGCAGCCUCUUUUGGCAUUUCCAUUGGCUUCUCAGCUCUGCUUGCUAUUGCAUUUUCACUGAUUCGACCUUAUAACCAAGCUGUUUAUGCCCCCAAGCUCAAGCAUGCCGAUGAGAAACAUGCCCCUCUUCCUAUAGGAAAAAAGCCCUGGUCCUGGAUUACUGUUCUUCUUCGCACCAAAGAGGACCACUUGAUCCACCAGAUAGGCAUGGAUGCAAUCAUCUUCCUCCGCUUCAUUCGAAUGUGUCGCAACAUGUUUCUCGUUCUUUCCGUCUUUGGCAUAGCCAUCCUUGUUCCGGCCUAUGUCACCCAACAGUACCCGAUCACUAGUACUCCUAACACUCCUAACUCCAAGCGCGACGAUUACAACACGAACGGCCAAAACGGUUGGCUCCUCACCAUCACACCACGAACCGUUUUCCCUAACGCUAUAUGGGCACAGGUGGUGGUUGCCUAUCUCAUGAAUAUCACCGUGGCUGGCUUUUUGUGGUGGAACUAUCGUCGUGUUAUGGAGCUGCGCCGCAAGUACUUUGACUCGGAUGAGUACCAGUCCAGCCUUCAUUCCAGGACACUCAUGCUCUUUGAUCUCCCCCGCGAAGCUAGUAGCGAUGAGGGAAUUGCUAGAAUCAUUGACGGCGUCGUCCCCAACUCAUCCUUUGCUAGAACAGCCAUUGCCAGAAACGUCAAGGGCCUGCCUGAUCUUAUUGAGCAGCACAGCAGCGCCGUCCGCAAGCUGGAAGAGGUUCUUGCCAAGUAUCUAAAGCAUCCACAGGCUUUGCCCGAAAAACGCCCAACUUGCAAGCCGUCCAAAAAAGACCGAAACCGCUCUACCUAUCCCUCCGGGCAGAGGCUCGACGCCAUUGACUACUAUACCAAGCGAAUCAAGGACCUGGAAGUGGAAAUCAAGGCUGUUCGAGCCGCUAUUGACAGACGCAGCACUAUGCCCUAUGGAUUUGCCAGCUACUCGGAUAUUAGUGAAGCGCAUUCAAUUGCAUACUCAUGCCGCAAGCAAAAGCCAAACGGUGCCACCAUCACCCUCGCUCCCCAACCCUCCAACAUCAUCUGGAAGAACAUGUCUUUGUCUAGUUCCCUUCGAAGCCGAAGACGCUUCGCCAACAGCAUUUGGAUCUCCGGCUUGACGCUGCUCUGGGUUGUACCCAAUGCACUCAUUGCUGUCUUCCUGGUCAAUUUGUCCCGUCUUGGCCAAGUUUGGCCCAGCUUCAAGACGACUCUCGAGGCACACACUCACUUUUGGGGUGCAGUUCAGGGUGUCGCCGCUCCCCUAAUCACCUCUCUAUUUUAUCUGGUCCUGCCAAUGAUCUUUCGUCGACUUGCCAUAAAGGGUGGUGACCAGACAAAGACGGGCCGCGACCGCCAUGUUAUUGCGAAGCUCUUUUCCUUUUUCCUCUUUAACAACCUCUUUGUCUUUUCGCUCUUUGGCGUUAUUUUUGUGAUUGUCACCGGUAUUAUCAACAAGACCAACGAUCACAAAAGCGCAUGGGAAGCGAUUAAAGACCAACAGAUUCCCGCGGCCAUUGUUACUUCACUCUGCAACACCAGUAUCUUCUGGGUUACCUAUUUGCUUCAGAGACAGCUUGGUGCGACAAUUGAUCUUGCACAGGUUUGGCCCUUGUUCAAGAGUGCCUUUUUGCGCAAGUUCUCAAGCCCGACCCCACGAGAACUCAUUGAAAUGACGGCCCCCCCUCCCUUUGACUACGCCGGCUAUUACACUUACUUUCUCUUUUACUCGGCGGUUAGUUUUUGCUUUGCCGGAAUUCAACCUCUCGUCCUGCUAGCCACUGCCCUGUACUUUUGCAUCGACGUCUAUCUCAAGAAGUACCUUCUCCUUUACCGCUUCGUUACAAAGAACGAGUCUGGCGGCCUUGUUUGGCGCACACUGUUCAACCGCCUCAUCUUCUCGCUGCUUUUGGCAGACGCUGUUGUUCUGCUUACUUGUUGGGCUAAGGGUGACGGACAACACAUGCAGUUCUACACCAUCAUCCCGCUCUUCUUCCUAGUCGUUGGCUUCAAAGUUUACUGCAGCAAGACGUUUGAUGACAAAAUUCGCUUCUACAGCCUCCAAAAUGUUAGAAAGAACCCCGAGGCAGCGAUGCAAAAGGACCCCUUACGCAACGAUAGACUUACGAGCAAGUUUGGCCACCCUGCUUUGUACAAGAAGCUUAUCACGCCCAUGGUGCACCAAAAGGCUCAAAAUAUGCUCCCCUCUAUCUAUUCCGGCCGUCUUACAGAAGGUCGCGAGGGCGAUGCUGGUGACAUGAUGAGUGUGAGCGGCUAUUCUGACAUGUAUGCGCUCGAUGCCAUGGCGGGUGGUAAGGUGGGUAAAAAGGCUGCUGGCGUGCCCGGUUUUGAAUUUGUUUCCGAAUCUCACAUGGAUUUUGAAUACUACAAGAAUCGCGCCGAGUUUGCUGAAGAGUUUGGCGGCGCCGAGAUUUAUGGCUCAAGCAUUACACGGCCUACGACACCGGGCUCGGUGAUGGAGCUCGGCGGUGGCUAUCCCUCUAGACCAGAGACUCCAGGUUCGGGCCGUUCAACACCCUUUGGCAUUUCCGGCAACUCAGCAAGCCAUCGUCGUGUGGAGACUGGCCAGUCCGAUACCAGCUAUAGAAACUAUCGACCCGAGACAGGGAACCAAGACAACGGAUCCCAUAAUCGUAUGGGAUCCUACCCUGACCGUACAGGAACAGCGAGCCCCUUUUACAACCAAGACAACUCGAGUGGCUCGGCACUGAUGCACCACGCGGCAACUUCAUCGGGUCGCAUGAGCCCAGCCCCAGGUAGAAUGAGUCCCGGUCCUGCCAGAAUGAGCCCUGCUCCUCUAGGUAGAAAGAGCCCUGGGCCCGGACGAAUGAGUCCUGCUUUGGCUGGGUCAAGACCUACAACGCCGGGCCCAUCCAUUGGUGCUCUCGGUGGAGGCCCAGCAGGAUAUGCCAAUCUCAUUCAGCACGACGAAGAGGUGCGCAACUACAACCAACAGCAGCAGGCGCAGGCGUCUCAAUAUGCCCAACAGCAACAGCAACAGCAACCCUACGCGUCGCCAUACGACCAGCAGCAAGGCUACUCAUCUCCAUAUGACCAACAGCAAGUACAGCCGUCCCAUUUUGGUGGUGGUGCCAGCAACCAGCCGCAGCCCUAUGGUGGCAACCCGUCCUACGAGGCCCAACAGCACAGCCAACAAAACGUAGGUGGCACCCAGUAUGCCACUUAUGGCCAAGGGGGCAGCCCCAGCUAUGACAUGCAUGGCCACCCGCAGCAGCAGCAACAGCAGCAGCAGCAGGGUGGAAGUGGUCAGUAUGACUACUUUAGAGGAGGAAAUGGGCGCAAGCCAGGACAAGGGUGGUAAAUAGAGAGAGAAUAUCCUGUGUUGUAUGGACGGGACUAGAAUUAUGUACAUAUUAGCGGUCACUCGCACCCUUUGCAUAGCGUAACUCGUUUGCUUGUAACUUUUGUAUUUCGCGCUGCGAUUUAUCUAUAUGUGUGUGGUGUACAAGUAAAAAUUAACAUUACAAUGAUGAGGCAGCUAGAGCGACGGAGAAGCUUAGCUGUGUCACGUCUUUCCUAUUGAAACCAUUUACAUCAGGGGCCUAAUCCGUACGCUGUUAGACGUUAAAGGCAAGCCCACCGAGGCGCUUUCAACCAAGCGGUAUACGUAUCCAGGGCAGAUUAUUCCUAUGUUCAUAGCCGCAACGGACCAAUGCUACCCGUUGACUGCCAUGGCCCUGUAUCUUGACCGCCCGUAGAGCAUGGUCCCGGCACGUAAACACGUCUGGUAUACACUCGCAGCCCGCACAUCCAUCAAAUUCGCCGUCAGCCAUACCUCCAUUGGGAAACGUCGGCUGAACCGGGAUCCCAGCUUGCUGCCAGCGGCGUGUCCGGGCCGGGCCGGUAGCCUCGAUUGUGAAUUUGACCGCGUACAAGGCGAGUGCUUCGGAGCUAGUUUCGCCGGCGUGCUUGUAGGUCCAUUUACUGAGCAAGGAUAGUCCGCGGCGCCGGGAAGGGCCAUCUCCAAUAAGGCCGAGGAUAAUACGCGCUAUGCAGAACGGCUGUAGUGAAAAGUCAACAAGAGGCGGCUCUUUUGAGGGUUCUUGUGCAUUCUCCAUCUCCGCAGGGAGCAGCUCAGCCAGGAGAUCUAGAAGCUUGGCAUGUGCCAGGCAUUUUUGUUGGAUAAACUCCUCGCGGGUUUCUGCCAUGUUGAGGCUCUGUUGCAAACAGAGGACCUUGACAAGAGUGUGGAGAGUGGCGAGGGACUUUGCAUCACUUUCCGUGAUGGAUGGUAGGCUGGCUUCCAGCUCGUAGAGCCUGUGGGAAAAGUCGUUCAAGCGUCGCUGCUUGUCCAGCUCCCUACCGAGGGCGUCGCGAUUUGGGGUGUAGUAGUUGCAAUCUAGAGGAGCUAGGCCGUAGUUGACGUAUGGGAGCAAGGUUGUGUAGGCUUGUGUGAUGGAGGUAAAGGAGUAGUCGUAGACUGGGACGCGGAUGGCCCAGUCUCGCUGGUGGCGCUCUACCACGCUAUCGCGUCCGUUGGUGACGCCGUCAAUGACGAGAAGGAUGGAGAUGAGAUCGCUGUGGGCGGUGAUGCCGUUGCGGGAUGCGGGGCUCUCGUCGCCGAAGCGCCAGUGCUCGAGGAGCCUGACUAGAUUGCUGUGGUGCUGCUCGACCUGAGCGGUGUCUUCGAGAAUGCUGGCAAUGCCUAUGUAGAGAAUAUUGGCGAGGAUGACGCCUUCUUUUUGCCGGUAGGUUGUGAUGCCGUCGGUGCAUUGCGAUACAGCGCCAGCAAGGUGUCGUAGCGACUUGUUAUAGUGCUCGAGAGCCAUUUGGUACUUGCUAUUGCUGGUAAGCUGUAGUGGUGUUGUGUCUGCUGCUGCUUUGUGUUUGCUACUCUGUAACAUGGCCGCCAUCCUCAGCUGGCGAUGUGCUUGUGUGCAAUGAUAGAGGGAUGCCAAGGCAAUGGUUGCAUGCCAGAUCGUCGGGUGGACAUGCGCAGCCCGCGGGACAUCCACUAUCCAAAAGGUACGAUUGAAGUCGCCGCCAACAAGCGAUGCUAUGGAUGUGCUGAAUGAGCCAAAUAAAUUUAGCUGCUUACUGGAGACUGGCACGCCUACCGGCGCCGGCGUGAGGAAUGGUUGCGGCAGAAUACGGAUGGUGCUGUUGUGCCGUUGCCUGUCGAUUGGUGGCGGUGGAUAAGAGCAGUCGAGCCGGCCCUUGUGGCAGCGAUUGCAUACUGGCCUGUAUUCAUCACAUUUCACGCGACGGAUGCUGG